Molecule: messenger RNA, 2530 nt
Organism: Neolamprologus brichardi
Lineage: Eukaryota; Metazoa; Chordata; Actinopteri; Cichliformes; Cichlidae
Source: RefSeq, a predicted model, not a curated record
GGAUGGCUUCAAGCCAAUCAAAAAGAGUCGACUGGAGAACGCAGACAGACUGGACACAGUGGACCUGAUGGUGCAGAUGUACGAUACAGAGACUGCAGAGGUGACGAAGAAGAUUUUAAAGAAGAUCAAAAGGAAUGAAGGACAACCCUUUCCCCAAAUUCUGCUGCAGGAUAAACCAGCUAAUGCCACGGCUGCUUUUGUUCAGUGUCAAUGCAAACUAAAGUCCAAACUAAAAAAGAAGUUCCAGUGUGUGUUUGAGGGGAUCGCUAAAGCAGGAAACCCAACAUUUCUUAAUCAGAUCUACACAGAGCUCUACGUCACAGAACAAAAGACUACAAAGGUUAAUGAUGAACAUGAAGUCAGACAGAUUGAAACAGCAUCCCAUAAAAUACACCAGCCAGAAACAACAAUAAGAUUAGAAGAUAUCUUCAAAGGCUCCACUGGAAGAGAUGAACCGAUCAGAACAGUGCUGACAAAGGGAGUGGCUGGCAUUGGGAAAACUGUUUUAACACAGAAAUUCACUCUAGACUGGGCUGAAGACAAAACCAACCAGAACACUGAAUUCACAUUUCCAAUCACUUUCAAAGAACUCAAUGUGUUGAAGGAAAAAAAGUUCAGCUUGGUAGAACUUGUGCAUCGUUUCUUUACUGAAACCAAAAAAGCAGGAAUCUGCAGCUUUGAAGACUUCCAGGUUGUGUUCAUCUUAGACGGUCUUGACGAGUGUCGACUUCCUUUGGACUUCCACAACACUGAGAUCUUUACUGAUGUUACAGAGUCGACCUCAGUGGAUGUGCUGCUGACAAACCUCAUCAGGGGACAUCUGUUUCCCUCUGCUCGCCUCUGGAUAACCACAAGACCUGCAGCAGCCAAUCAAAUCCCUCCUGAAUGUGUUAGUAUGAUGACAGAGGUCAGAGGAUUUACUGACCAACAGAAAGAGGAGUACUUUAAGAAGAGAUUCAGAGAUGAGGAACAGGCCAGUAGGAUCAUCUCCAGCAUCAAGACAUCACGAAGCCUCCACAUCAUGUGCCACAUCCCAAUCUUCUGCUGGAUCACUGCUACAGUUCUGGAGGAUGUGCUGAAAACCAGAGAUGGAGAAGAGCUGCCCAAGACCCUGACUGAGAUGUACAUCCAUUUUCUGGUGGUUCAGGCCAAAGUGAAAAAGGUCAAGUAUGAUGAAGGGACUGAGACAGAUCCACACUGGAGUUCAGAAAACAAGGAAAUGAUUGAGUCUCUGGGAAAACUGGCUUUUGAUCAGCUGCAGAAAGGAAACCUGAUCUUCUAUGAAUCAGACCUGACAGAGUGUGGCAUCGAUAUCAGAGCAGCCUCAGUGUACUCAGGAGUGUUCACACAGAUCUUUAAAGAAGAGAGAGGACUGUACCAGGACAAGGUGUUCUACUUUAUCCAUCUGAGUGUUCAGGAGUUUCUGGCUGCUCUUUAUGCCCAUCUGACAGUUAUCAACUUUGAAGUGAAUCUGCUGGAAAAAGAAGAAACCUUUUCUACAAACUUCUACCAAUGUGCUGUGGACAAGGCCUUACAGAGUCCAAACGGGCACCUGGACUUAUUUCUCCGCUUUCUGCUGGGUCUUUCACUGGUAACCAAUCAGAUUCUACUCAGAGGCCUUGUGACUUAUUCAGAAAGUAUCUCAAAAGCAAGUAAACAGACAGUCCGGUACAUUGAGAACAAGCUCUGUGAGAAUCUGCCUACAGAGAAAACUAUCAAUCUUUUUCACUGUCUGAAUGAACUGAAUGAUUGUUCUCUAGUAGAGACAAUCCAGUGGAACCUGAAUUUAGGGCGUCUCUACACAGACAAACUGUCUCCUGACGAGUGGUCAGCCGUGGUCUUCAUCUUACUGUCAUCAGAAAAGGAUCUGGAUGUGUUUGAGCUGAAGAAAUAUGAUGUUUCAGAAAGGGCUCUUCUGAGGCUGCUACCAGUCAUCAAAGCCUCCAAGAAAGCUGUACUAAGUGGCUGUAACCUUUCACUGAGAAGCUGUGAAGCUCUGUCCUCAGUUUUAAACUGUGACUCAUCUCAUCUGAGGAAGCUGGAUUUGAGUAACAACAAUGUGCAAGAUUCUGGUGUGAAGAUACUGUCUGCUGGAUUGAAGAGUUCAUACUGCAGACUGGAUUCGCUCAGGCUCUGUGACUGCAAACUCUCACAGAGAAGCUGUGACGUUCUGUCCUCAGUUCUCAUCUCACAGACUUCUAGCCUGAGGGAGCUGGACCUGAACCACAAUGAUCUGCAAGAUUCAGGAGUGAAGAUGCUAUCUGCUGCGCUGAAGAGGACACAGUGCAAACUGGAAACGCUCAGGCUGUCAGGAUGUAUGAUUACAAGCGAAGGCUGUGUUUCACUGGCCUCAGCUCUGAGCUCCAACCCCUCUUAUCUGAAAGAGCUGGAUCUGAGCUACAAUCAUCCAGGAGACUCUGGAGUGAAGCUGCUGUCAGCUAGACUGAAUGAUCCACACUGGAGAAUGGACACGCUCAGCCGUUUGACAAUUUCUGCCAUGAGGAUGUCUACCAUGUUGCGGAUUGGCUGA